AUGCCAGCUCCUGAGCAGACCCCUUUGGUGGAGGAGGGGCUCCAGCAGACCACCCAGGAAAUUUCAUCAGGCCCAGGAAUGGAAUCAGAGACCACUGCCACAACCAUUCUGGCUUCUGUAAAAGAACAGGAGCUGCAGUUUCAAAGACUCACCAGAGAACUGGAGGUGGAGAGGCAAAUUGUUGCUAGUCAACUAGAAAGAUGUAGACUUGGAGCAGAAUCGCCGAGCAUUGCCAGCACAAGCUCUACUGAGAAGUCGUUUCCUUGGAGAUCAGCAGAUGCGCCAAACGCAGGUGUAAGCAAAUCUAGAGCAUCUGACAACAUCCAUACCAAUACUUACCACAUUAGAUCAGAACCAGAACAAGGGAAUCUCUACUCACCAGAACAGACAUCUCUUCAUGAAAUUUGUUCUCAUACUGGUUUGAUUUCUACAGGGUCAGUAGGUAACUCGAGAAGUUCAACACAAAUGAAUUCUUACUCUGAUAGUGGUUACCAGGAAGUAAGCAGUUUCCAUAACAGCCAGAACUUGGGCAAAUCAGAAAAUAGACAGCAGCAUUCAUUUAUUGGAACAACGAAUAAUCAUGUGGUGAGAAGCUCACGGGCUGAAGGACAAACAUUAGUUCAGCCAUCAGUAAAUAUUGCUGCCAACCGAGCCAUGAGACGUGUUAGUUCAGUUCCAUCCAGAGCACAGUCUCCUUCGUAUGUUGUCAGCACAGGUGUGUCACCUUCAAGGGGGUCACUGAGAACUUCUUUAGGAAGUGGAUAUGGUUCUCCAUCUGUUACUGAAUCUCGACCCCUAACUUCUAAUGCAUAUUCAUCUACUACAUUACCAGUGCAGCGAGCAGCAUCUCCAUAUUCAACACAGAGACCCGCUUCACCAACAGCUGUGCGGCGAAUCAGUUCAGUUACAUCAAGGCAAACAGCUAAUCCCAAUGGAGGAACUUCUCAGUACCAAACAUCAGCAAGAGUUGGCUCACCUCUUGCCCUCACUGAUGCACAGACAAGAGUAGCUUCUCCAUCCCAAUCCCAGAUAGCAUCUUCUUCCCCAAAACGCUCUGGCAUGACUGCAGUACCACAACAUUUGGGAACAGCGUUACAAAGAACAAUUCAUGAUAUAGACCAGUAUGGGCAACAGUUUGAUAUCUAUGAGAGAAUGGUCCCUCCACGUCCAGAUAGCCUUACAGGCUUGCGAAGUUCAUAUGCUAGUCAGCACAGCCAGCUUGGGCAAGAAUUACGUUCAACUGUAUCUCCUGAGUUGCACAUCACUCCCAUAUAUGAAGGCAGAACCUAUUACAGUCCUGUGUACAGAAGUCCAAAUCAUGGAACAAUGGAGUUACACCAGGGGUCCCAGUCUGCAUUAUAUCGAACUGGAUCAGGUUUUGGAAAUCUGCAACGGACAUCCAGUCAACGUAGCACACUUACAUACCAAAGAAAUAAUUAUGCUCUGAACACAGCAGCUACCUAUGCGGAACCCUACAGGUCAAUGCCUUACCGACUGUCAGAAUCCAGUUAUAACAGGCUACAACAUGCAACACCAGCUGAUGAUGGUACAACAAGAUCUCCAUCCAUAGACAGCAUCCAGAAAGACCCUAGGGAGUUUGCCUGGAGAGAUCCAGAAUUGCCUGAAGUCAUUCACAUGCUUCAACACCAGUUUCCAUCAGUUCAAGCAAAUGCAGCAGCCUACCUUCAGCACCUGUGCUUUGGAGAUAACAAAGUAAAAACGGAGGUCUGUAGAUUAGGAGGAAUCAAGCACCUUGUUGACCUUCUGGAUCACAGGGUCCUCGAAGUUCAGAAAAAUGCUUGUGGCGCACUGCGAAACCUUGUUUAUGGAAAAUCUACUGAUGAAAAUAAAAUAGCGAUGAAGAAUGUUGGUGGGAUACCUGCCCUUUUGCGAUUGUUAAGAAAAUCUAUUGAUGCAGAAAUAAAAGAGCUUGUAACAGGAGUUCUUUGGAACUUGUCCUCAUGUGAUGCAGUAAAAAUGACAAUCAUUAGAGAUGCUCUGUCUACGCUAACAAACACUGUGAUAGUUCCACAUUCUGGAUGGAAUAAUUCUGCCUUUGAUGAUGAUCAUAAAAUUAAAUUCCAGACUUCUCUAGUUCUACGCAAUACCACGGGAUGCCUGAGGAACCUAAGCUCUGCAGGAGAAGAAGCACGGAAACAGAUGAGGUCUUGUGAAGGACUGGUUGAUUCAUUGCUGUAUGUGAUUCACACAUGUGUGAACACAUCAGACUAUGACAGCAAGACAGUGGAGAACUGUGUGUGCACACUGAGAAACCUGUCCUAUCGUCUAGAAUUGGAGGUACCUCAGGCACGCCUACUGGGUAUUAAUGAACUGGAUGACUUGCUAGGGAAAGAAUCACCAAGUAAAGAUGCAGAACCAAGCUGCUGGGGAAAGAAGAAGAAGAAGAAAAAAAGAACUGCACAAGAAGAUCAGUGGGAUGGAGUUGGCCCUAUACCAGGAUUUUCUAAGUCUCCCAAAGGGGUGGAAAUGCUAUGGCAUCCAUCUGUGGUAAAACCAUAUCUAACACUUCUAGCAGAAAGCUCUAACCCAGCCACCCUGGAGGGUUCUGCAGGAUCUCUCCAGAAUCUUUCUGCAGGCAACUGGAAGUUUGCAGCAUAUAUUCGAGCUGCUGUCAGAAAAGAAAAAGGACUUCCAAUUCUUGUGGAACUGCUGAGAAUGGAUAAUGAUAGAGUUGUUUCUUCUGUUGCAACUGCCUUAAGGAACAUGGCGUUAGAUGUUCGCAACAAGGAGCUGAUUGGUAAAUAUGCCAUGCGAGAUCUGGUGAAUCGCCUUCCAGGAAGCAAUGGCACAAGCAUAUUGUCUGAUGAGACUGUAGCAGCAAUCUGUUGUGCUUUGCAUGAGGUCACUAGUAAGAACAUGGAAAAUGCCAAAGCUUUGGCUGACACAGGAGGAAUAGAAAAACUUGUGAACAUAACAAAAGGAAGGGGUGACAGAUCAUCAUUGAAAGUGGUCAAGGCAGCAGCCCAGGUAUUGAAUACAUUAUGGCAAUACCGAGACCUCCGUAGCAUUUAUAAAAAGGAUGGGUGGAAUCAGAGUCAUUUUAUUACACCAGUAUCAACAUUAGAGCGUGACCGAUUCAAAUCACAUCCUUCUUUGUCUACAACCAAUCAGCAGAUGUCGCCUAUCAUACAGUCAGUUGGCAGCACAUCUUCAUCGCCAGCACUGUUAGGAAUUAGAGAACCUCGUUCAGAAUACGAUAGGACACAAACUUCUAUGCAGUAUUACAAUAACCAAGGUGAUGUCAUUACACAUAAGGAUAUGUAUACUGGGUCCAGCAAAGCUUCACCAAUUUACAUCAGUUCCUAUUCUUCACCAGCACGAGAACAAAAUAGACGGCUACAGCAUCAGCAGUUAUACUACAGUCAAGAUGACACCAACAGAAAAAACUAUGACACAUACAGAUUAUAUUUGCAAUCCCCACAUAGCUAUGAGGACCCAUAUUUUGACGACCGAGUUCAUUUUCCAGCUGCUUCUGAUUACACAACACAAUACGGACUGAAGUCAACCACAAAUUAUGUAGAUUUCUAUUCCACUAGACGACCUUCUUAUAGAGCAGAACAAUACCCAGGUUCUCCUGACUCUUGGGUGUAGCACCAGAAAGUUACACAGAGAAACAUUUUAUCUUUCUAAUAUUGCUUGAGAAGAAAAGGAAUGGCCUGUUUGCUAUUUUGAUGAUGAAAUGUGGAAGUGAAAUAAAAGAAGGCACAAGGAAGAGCUUUUUACAAGGAAUUGUCAGGAAGGUGUGAGAGAAAUUGGAAGGGAGGUCUUUUUGCUCUGUUUAGAUGUUAGAUCUAAUUACUUGUAGCUCCUGUAGUCUGGUGAAGGUGUGGGCGAUGUGAUGAAAGGUUUGAGAAUUGAGGAACAUGAAUUUGGGAAAUGUGUAGAUCAGAUCAAAUUAAAGCUGAUUUUUUUUUAAUGUGAAUAAAAGUCUUGCUCUGAAAGUUUGUACAGAAAAAAUAAAAUGGAUGCCCUUGUUUUAUUGCUAUUACUACAUGUCAUGAUUGUAUGCUAUUACGUCUUGUACAUUUUUUCUGUUGGUGUAAAUAUGGAAAUGCAACAUUGGUUAAAAGUGCCAUCAUUUGUAAUGAAUUGUGUCAUUUUAACACAGAUUAGAAAAGAUGAAAUCUAGAAACAGACAGAAAAUCCAAGGAACUGUUAUAAAUUGAAAAAAAUAUAUCAUUUUUGGUUUUUAAAAUAACAGUGUAAUUUUGAAGCACAAAGUACAGUCCAGUAUAUCUACACCACUCCCAUUCCCUGCCUCUUUCAUAGGUUACUCCACUGCCAUUUUCUAUGCACAUGGAAGAAAAAUAAAUGUGGAAGUCUCAUCCAUGUAAAGUUG
Molecule: messenger RNA, 4360 nt
Organism: Gavialis gangeticus (Gharial)
Lineage: Eukaryota; Metazoa; Chordata; Crocodylia; Gavialidae
Gene: PKP4
Product: plakophilin 4
Exons: 21
Coding region: 1-3612 (1203 amino acids)
Biological process (GO): cell-cell junction assembly; cell-cell adhesion
Cellular component (GO): plasma membrane; cytoplasm; adherens junction
Molecular function (GO): cadherin binding
Source: RefSeq, a predicted model, not a curated record